Paramuricea clavata is the source of this 4116-nucleotide messenger RNA. The record is from the annotation of a GenBank genome assembly. Lineage: Eukaryota; Metazoa; Cnidaria; Anthozoa; Malacalcyonacea; Plexauridae.
AUGUUCUCACAAUAUGCUUCAUCCUCAAAAGAAAAUUAUACAAUUUUGACUGCCGAUUUAGGACGGUUGGUACGACGGAUUUUUCCUGGUGUUCAAAAAGCUAGGAUAAACUCUGACGACGAUAACAGCUAUGGAAAACGAAUACAUGUAUACGAAGGUAUUUCGUUUGUAAAUUCACCUACUAAAAUGACUUGGAGUAACAUUAUGCAAUACUUGUCGCCGUCAUGGGUUCUUUGCCAAGCGAAUGAAUCGUUUGUGGAGUGGAUUAAUGUUACCGAUGAUGUGUGUAACACUGAGCGGGUUAUGAAGGAACUUAAAAUCGAUAGAGACCUUUCGUUUAAAUUACGUGUCAAAUCUAAAGAGGUAAAUAUCGGACAGUAUGUAAGAAACGCUGUUCCUUAUAAACAUUAUUUUGACAACUUGUUUUCGUUUUUGUUGAAUGCUCCACUAUGCAAGGGGUUUAAAGUCGAUGUGGAUAAGAAAUCCACCAACAGAGCUGGUACGGUUGUUGGAAUAACGGAGAAAUGGUCUUCCAGUUCUGCUGAUCAGGCACAAAUGCCUUGUCUCAGACACAGGGCUGUUAAUUGUUCAGUCCUUUUGACUCCCCACCAACUGACAUGUGGCAACUGUUCCAAGAUUAAAUCCAACUCCUUUUAUAAGACUUUUCAAAUCCAACCAACUGAUAAGAAAAGUGCACCACCAAAACGUGAAACAUACAUGACCACUGGAGAAAUGAAAGAAAAGUUGCAGUUAGAGAAGAAAAUGAGACUCAGUGGUGAAAAAAGAGAACAACGGUUGAAAGAGUCAUUGAAAAUGAUGUACAACUUUGAUAUAGAGGACAGUGAAGAUUUUGAGAAAAUGUUUUCUAACAUUGAUGAGAAAAAACUUUCACCUGAUUUGAAGUUGUUCUGGCAGGCACAGAAGAAGGCACUUGAAACGAAAGACUCAAGGGGCAACAGAUGGCAUCCAAAGUAAGUUUUAAUUAUAUUCCAUAAGUGGGUUAAUUAAAAACUCAUUUUCCUAACCCAUUGUCCCAUUCUUAUUUGCCAUUCAGUCUUGGUAUUUUUCAGUUUAGAGAUAUUAAAAUAUGGACAGAUGAUUUUGUUUGUAGGCCGAAUUAAUCUAUUUUCUUCUUGUGUAGCAUGUUUGAAUAACUUAUUACCUGGUAUUUUACUCUGUCUAAUGCCAGAUGAUUUACAGUACUUCUAAGUAGUAGGGUAUAUAUUUAACAUGAAAAGAAUACAUUUUUUAUGGUUUAAGUUAUAAACAUUGUCGUCAGUCUGUAGUGCAAUAUUUGGGUGUGCCUAUAAGUAUAAGCAAAAUUUUAAAUAUGCAUGUGCCUAUAAAAUGCCAGCUUUUUUACCAAAAAUGGAAUAAAAGUCACUUAUAUGUGCUGUGCUUAUAUGCAGGGUACUAGAGUAAUAGUUUAAUUUGCUAUAUUUUCCUACAGAAUUAUUCGUUUGUGCCUUUCAUUAUGGAUCAAAAGUCCGAAAGUGUACGAAGAGCUCAGACAAAGUGGUGUGCUUGUCCUACCAUCAGGUCGUUUACUAUCAUUGUACAAGAACUCAGUGAAACAAAAGCCAGGAUUGAAUGAUGAGGUAUUGGAAUGGAUGUUGAGGGAGGCAGAUAAACUAAAACUGGACUCGUUUGGAAGAGAAGGUGGACUUAUUUUAGAUGAAAUGGCUAUACAGGUAUAUUAUUUACCAUCUACAGAUGUAAUGCAUCUGUGUAUCAUUGAGUUGGUGUGCAAUAAUAAUAAUAUACAGUACACGAUAAUAAAAAACUCAAUCAUAAUGUCAAUAAAAAUUAUUUUAAAUAUUGUAAAUGACUUUCUUGUGUUAUUGAUAAGAAAUGCAAUGAAAGGUAUUCAUUAAUUAUCAGUCAAUCUACAUAUGGUAAUACAUUUUUAUAUUCACUAGCCAGUAUCAAGGGGUCUGAAAAUAGGGCAUUUAGAUCAACGUAUUGUCUGUGUAGAAUUAAAUACAUUAUGUUAUAUUUAUGAUAUUUUUCUCAUUUUUAGGAAGGUCUUCAGUUAAAAGUAGAAAAUGGUAUUACAAAGUUAGUUGGACUGGUUGAUCUGGGAGAACUACAUGACACAAUGAUAGCUUUAAAUGAAGGUGAAUAAACUGUACAGUGUGCACAUAAUAUAAAUAAUAUGUGGUGUAAGCAUGUAAUUGAGUAGUUUACUGUAUUUUUUAUUAAUUUUUUUCUCAUUAUACACAACAUUUAGGUAGGGACUCAGAACCUGAAAUGGCAACUCAUGUAUUGCAGUUUGUAUUUCUUGGUAAUACUGGCUUUAGAUUCCCCUUUGCACACUGGCCUACCAAAGAAGCAGAUGCAGCUACAUUACAUGACCUUUUCUGGAAAGCAGUUUUCUGGCUUUUAAAGUCUAAAUUUGUUGUCACAUAUUGUUGUUGUGAUGGAGGGGAGAGUAAUCGUGGUUUUAUCAAAAUGCAAUUCGGUGGUAAGAAUCCAGAAGAAGAGUAUUUCACAGUCAUCAAUCCAUACACAAGAAAACCAUUGAUCAUCAUUUUUGACUUCCCUGUAAGUACUCGUGCAUGUACAUUAUAUACAAUUAUUUGAUACAAACUAGAAAAGGCUCAACAGCAUGCAUACAGAGAGUGUACAUUAUGGUGGUAUAAAUAUAUGAUUAAAAAACAUACACUAGUCUGAUAUAUUUAUAAAAAUGCAAACUUAAGUUGAAUAUAAUAUUCAUAUAUUUUGCACCACCAGGUAAAUAUGAUUUACUUAUUUUAUAAUGUAUUGUAAUGUAUUUCUUAUUAGCAUAAUGUAAAGAAAUUGAGAAACAAUGUAGAAAAGAGUCGACCUGGAGGAACAAGGAAUUUAACUGUCGGACCAAAUCCCAUAGCUUGGCACCAGUGGAUAGAAGCUUUCAAGUGGGACCAGAAAAACUCAUUACCAGCUCACCACCGUCUGGGCAUGGACCACUUUGAGCUGGGAUAUGCCACAAAGAUGAGAAAUCAUCUAGCAGAAGAAGUUCUUAACAAAGAUAUGUUAAAUCUUAUGAAGGUAUGUUAUUAGCUCAUGGUGAUAUGUUUUUGUAUGGUAAUUAUAACUGUUCUUGUCACCCUCAAGUUAUUUAAACCCCUUACUAUAAACAUUGUGUACAUAAGGGGUUGUUUACACUUUGACGGGAUGAGAGGUGGGUGAUUUUUUUAGAUUGAAAUAAGUCAAGAGGCAUAAGUGAAAAGUCAACAGCCAAUAAUAGAAAUGAUGUUAACCAUGCAGAUAUUAUAUAGUUUAAUUGACAAAAUUGUUCACUGGUUGUUCAAACUACAGUAUCUUUUGCUUUCAACAACUUUGAAAUCUGCAGUACUAUAAAAGUACAAUAAGUUAUUUCGCAGAAAAUAAACCGUACUUAACUUAACUUUAUUUCACUAAAAUCAAAACAUAAAAUCGUCCCACCUUUUAUCUUGUUUUGACAAAGUGGGACCAUGAUAAAUAACUGUCACUAAUAUAGUCAAUAUAGACAUUCUUUGUUUAAUAAAAAGUUUGUUAAUUAACAAUAGUGUUGUGAUUUAAAUAUUUUAGAGUUUCAGAAGGCACCUUCUUGAACAGUCUAAGACUCAGAGUGAAACACAUUGUUUGGAUGCCACAGUAGAGUUUUUGGAAAUGACCAGUACACUUAUACAAAACUUCUCAAGUCACCAGCCUUACUCUUCAAUGGCAGAUCCACGUUUUACAGAGAAUGACCAAUGUUUGACAUGGCUCAGAUCAUGGCGGACAACAGUAUCAGCCCGCCAGGAUAUGAAGGCAUCUGAUCGAAACAAGAUGUUCUUGUCUGAUAAAACCAUGUUUGAUGUGUCAUCCACAAUUAUUGGGUUCAGAGAGUUCUGCAAACAGGCAUUUAAGAAUCAUCCUGGUUGCUCUGUUGCUGCAUACAGAAUGAACAGCAAUAUUGUGGAAAAUGUGUUCUGUCAGCAGAGAGGUCUUAAUGGACAAAACGAUAACCCUACAUAUGCCCAAUACGGACCAACAAUCAACAGUAUUCUGCUGGGACAAACAUCUGUAACCAAUAAGAGUAACACCGGUUCUGUUGAAAGUUUGUCAUUCUAUAAACCAUCGAAAUUACCAGUUCUAAGGAAAAAGAAAUGA